Molecule: messenger RNA, 2550 nt
Organism: Exophiala dermatitidis NIH/UT8656
Lineage: Eukaryota; Fungi; Ascomycota; Eurotiomycetes; Chaetothyriales; Herpotrichiellaceae
Exons: 3
Coding region: 1-2550 (849 amino acids)
Biological process (GO): peptidyl-threonine phosphorylation; peptidyl-serine phosphorylation
Molecular function (GO): protein serine/threonine kinase activity; ATP binding
Source: RefSeq, a predicted model, not a curated record
AUGGGCAAGAUCAAGAGCUCUAUCAAGAGGCUGUUUUCGAACCACCACACCUCCAACGGCGGAGCCGGCCCGUCGGAGGCCCCAGCUGCCAUGGAACCGUCAACCCGCCUCCAACAACACGCACAACACCGCCGACUUUCCAAUACUCAACCUGCCUUGCCUCAAGGGACUGCUACGCCGGCCUCAACUCCCGCCCGCCCAAGCCAUGUGCUUGGUGUAAAUCCAUCCACACGGACUCGUCGCGGCGAUACGGCGGCGGCUCACAUCAGAGGCGAUGAUGUCGAAGCUUCCGAGUCCUCCACCGCCGACCGGUCCCGAGUCCCAUCGGUCUCAAUACAACAAGCUUCUGAUCACCUGUCCGAGGCACCGGCUCCGACAUCCCCUAAUUAUCUACAUCCGCGCGGCCAUUAUUCACGUUCGAGUAGCAUCAGAAGCGGCCGGAGUCCAGAACGACCUUUCGAAAUCACCGAGGAUGAGAACUUACCUCGGAUCUUACCCGCGCAGACUCCAUGUAAACUACGGAUCACGUUUGACGGCCGAGGUGACAGAAAUGACCGACACGACAUUGUGCUCGAGUCUUCGGAGGCGUGGACCGAGCCGGCCUCAUACAAGGGCCUGAACAAGCAGAUUUCAGAGCGGUUGAAAGCCCACAAGCAGAGUAUCCUCCAGCAACCCGAAAACGUCGGGAUCGAAGUCUAUCGUCGACAUGGGUCUUGUCUUGUAGUGGGUAUCAGGAAUGAAGGCCCCUACUUCAUCAUCGAAGACUUCGACGCUGAAGUACUUGAACAAAGGGCCGUACAGAACAUAUGUGGCUUUGUCCACCAACGCCCCUUCGAGCCUUUCCGUCUGGAAAUUUGUCUGCACUUCUCUUCCAUCCGCAAGACCCCACAAGAAAGCUACGGGAAAUACUCACAGAUGGUGGUUGACGAAAUCGAAUCCAAAAUGUCUGACAACAAUUUCCUGGAUCAGGGGUUUCUGCCUCGUGUACAUCGUGACCAGAUGACCACUGCCCACAUUAUUGAGAAAAUCAUUGGCGAAGAUCCGCCCCAACGAUUUGUGCAAAACCCUACGUUGCUACGUUCUGAGAUUGUCCAGAGAGGCGCCUCAAUUCUAUUCAUUGCCUGCGUGUGUAGUCACCUGAAAGUUGAUCACAUUUUGCACCUCAUCUUGGAGCACAAGUAUAACGAUACGAGACUGCCGCAGACGGGAGAAGCGCGCUGUAAGACGCUGCAAUCAUGCGACAUAUACGUCAAGAGGCUGCUGAAAUGUGUGAAAGCCUUCUUUGCGCGAAUCAUCCAGUGCGACGGAAAGCGCCAUGGCCUGGAGGAUACGGACGUAAUGCCGAUCCUGAACAUCCCGGAUGAAGCUCAAGGAACGGGGGAAACUAAAUUGGGCCAAGGAUCGUAUGGCAGCGUUACCGCCGUCGCCAUCGACCCUUCCCAUCACGACCUUACAGGCGACCCUGAUCGGACUUUUGCGCUGAAAAAGUUCAGUGAUCAAGGCGAAUUGGGGAGAUCCUUUGAGCGUGAAUUCUCCAUGCUGGAGCGGUUGUUCAGAAAGCAACAUCCUCACAUGGUCAGUCAUAUAACAUCCUGGACGCAAAAGGGGCAUCACUACAUCCUGUAUCCUCGAGCGGCACGCAACCUCCGAACGCACAUGCACGAACAUGCGUCUCCAGGAAGAAAUGGGGUUAACACUGCCUGGUUGCUACGCCAAUUCAAUGGCCUCUCCAGUGGUCUGCGCACGAUUCAUGAGAUGACAGAAGAGACUCCCAGUUACACGUCAGCCACGACUGCCCAAAAGCCGCGCAAUCACUUUGUCUACGGCUAUCACCAUGACCUGAAACCCGAGAACGUCCUGAUAUUUGAACAUAUCAGAGGCAAAAACCCGGUGUUCAAGCUGUCGGACUACGGCGCGGGCAAGUUCCAUAUCAGGCCCAAGAAUGAAAUUGACAAGCCUAGUCAGCAAAGCUCGGAUCUUCGGGGCACGAUGUCGUACUAUGGCCCGGAACUUCGGGGGGCCAAGACGAGACCUUUCGACAUCUGGGCUUUGGCGUGUGUCUACCUGGAAACCAUAAUAUGGUUCACUCUGCCUCAUGGGGAGCUCAACCAGUUCGUGAGCGAGCGUCUACAGCAGUCAUCUAGGAGCCCCGGUUGGGAGGAUGACUUUUACUGGACGGGUACAGGCAUCCACAACGCCGAACUGCGACCGGCCGUCAGGUCUUACGUCGAUCUUGUGCGAAAAGAGUUGGACAAGGAUCCGGAGAGUCCCAACCUGCUUGGUAGCGUUUUGGACUUGAUCAUGGAAUGUUUUCAGAUCAAGCCGGAGAACCGGCCAAAGAUUGAAGUCCUAUGUGAGCGGCUCGAUGAGCUUCAGGAGAAAGCCGAGCUCAUGGCCAAAAGAGUCGAACACGAGGUCCCAACGCCGAGCUCUGGCCAGAGUGUGCAUUCGAACGAUGCAGUCUCGACACACGAAAACUUUCUUGUGAGAUCCCCAAGCCAUCGCAAUCAUACGUUUCCAGAAGAUCCGAGAUCUCAGCGAGGUCGAUAA